ACCUCCACUGGGUGGCGCUAAAACACCAGCUCUGCGUCACCUGCAGCCUGCACACACACCGGCAUGAAUCCGGCUGCUCUCUCAUCCGGCGGACACCUCAAAUCCAUUUCUCUGACUGCACGAAGACGCUGCCAAAACCCACCUGGAAGAGGAGGAUUGUAACCAAAAUAUCAUGCGUAAAACCAGAAACUAUGCGUGAAUGUCCGUGGUGUUGUCCAGCUGCUGAGGCGCUUUGGUGGAGGGGAAGUUGUGAGUCUGAGGCGGAGGACCAGCAGCAACUUUUAUAGACUUUUAAGUCUACAGAGUGCAAGUAGAAAAACCGCCUCAGUUUAGACUUGUUUGACUCGGGGAUUUCUCGCGUGGAGAGCUUUGAAAUUCUAGCAGCAGAGUAAGGUUAUGUGUUUUCGAGGGCGUCAAGAAGCGGAAAGGAAAUGGCAAUUCUGGUUUUGGUGGUUGACAAUGGAGAAUAAAUGAAAGGGACGUUUCCGGGGGAUUAAUUGACAGCACAUCGACAGAGGCUGAAUUGUUGGGGAGUGACCCAUCUUGCAUUCUUACCAUCUAUUCUGAGAGUGGUGCGUGCAAAACAGGGACCAUAAACAAGCCGAAGCAAAAAGAAUGCAGGAGAGGGACCUCCAGAGUAUGUGCAGAAAGGCGCUGCUGCUGACCGUCUGUAUGGUAUCUCUCUGGGGACAACUGACCAGUGCAUCGUCACACAGAAGCCACAUAGUUCAUGUGAAAGCGGGUACCUGUGAGGUAAUUGCUGCACACCGGUGCUGCAACAAGAACAAGAUUGAGGAGAGAUCCCAGACUGUCAAAUGCUCCUGCUUCCCUGGACAGGUGGCGGGAACAACGAGAGCAGCUCCAUCAUGUGUAGACGCAUCCAUAGUUGCACAGAAGUGGUGGUGCCAGAUGCAUCCCUGCAUGGAUGGAGAAGAGUGUAAAGUGCUGCCAGAUCUGAAAGGAUGGAGCUGCAGUACGGGAAACAAAGUUAGACAACCAAGGUCACACGAUAGUCAUCAUCUGAUCCAGGAUAACCUUGUUGGGAACCAGGCAUUGUUUCUUCAAACUUCAACGUAGGACAUUUGGAUAUCAUGUGUUUAAAAGAUUGGGGGAAACCGGGGACCAACGAGGACAAAAACCACGGACAUUCCUCUGAUGGGAUGGACAAAAAGGAGCAGGGAGUUUCACUUUAAGACUACAUUUCCAGAAAAGAUUCCUGACUUUAGAUCCAGCAUCAACAGUAGCUGAACUCUACUGCCCACCAAAUCUCUCUUUGUAUUAUAGAUUUGUUCCUAUUGACUCAAAGACUCCGAGAACCAUGAAGAUAUUUAUUGACUGACAGACUGUGGAAUACACCAGAAAAGAGAAAUAUCACCCUUAAAAACAAAACCAUGUGAUGUGAAACUUUUGUGUUACUUUAUCGCCACAAAGAGCCCUGAGACUCUUGAUGCAUAUCUGUGUUGAAGAUCAAGUGAGAUCAUAAGCUUUUUCAUUCCUUUUAGCCUUAUGAAGCAAAAAUCUCUUAUGUUUCUUUUUUGUUGGGAAAAAAAAAACUUUAAAGUCUUUGGCUUUCUUGAGUUUGUUAGAAUGUCUUCUUUUUAAAGACGAAAGACGAUGCCACAACAAUAACACCCACAAAAACAUGUAACGAUGUUCGGCUAAAAGUCACCGAGGGUUAAUACAGCUGAGUUCUGCCAAAAUGUUUUAAUGGUAUAUGUUGUUUUCAAAGCCUGGUGACGACCAUUGAUACAAACAUGUCAAUAUUAUCUCAAUAAAUCUAACUAAAUGGAAA
Molecule: messenger RNA, 1792 nt
Organism: Notolabrus celidotus (New Zealand spotty)
Lineage: Eukaryota; Metazoa; Chordata; Actinopteri; Labriformes; Labridae
Product: chemokine-like protein TAFA-2
Exons: 6
Coding region: 616-1077 (153 amino acids)
Molecular function (GO): receptor ligand activity
Source: RefSeq, a predicted model, not a curated record